Lindgomyces ingoldianus is the source of this 1975-nucleotide messenger RNA. RefSeq lists its product as uncharacterized. Bases 95 to 1798 code for a protein of 567 amino acids. Gene Ontology annotation, cellular component: Golgi apparatus. Gene Ontology annotation, biological process: endoplasmic reticulum to Golgi vesicle-mediated transport; Golgi organization. The transcript has 6 exons. The record is from RefSeq and is a predicted model, not a curated record. Gene Ontology annotation, molecular function: small GTPase binding. NCBI's taxonomy places the organism in Eukaryota, Fungi, Ascomycota, Dothideomycetes, Pleosporales, Lindgomycetaceae.
CGCAAGCUGCCCUUGGCUGCGAAUCCGCAGAUACCCCAGGCUAAUUCAGUUCUCCCCCCACCUGUAAUUCACUGUUACCCCCUCCUCUUUAGCCAUGUCCGCUCAGGGCAGUUCUGAUCCGCUAAAGGACCCAGGUGCGACGCCGAAGUCAAAAAAGAAGAGGAACAAGAAGAAAGGUGGCGGUGGGGGAAAUAAAGCGGAGAUAACCAAUGGCGAUGGAAAUCAUGAGAAACGCGAAGUUGAGGAGGAGGACGGAGAGGAAGAUGAGCAGGUGAAACUUCCUGCACCAGCCAAAGAUCCUGACGACGUUGACGACGAAGAACACCCCAUCUCCUCUACAGCGCAAGCGAACGGAACGACUUCACACUCGAUAUCAUCUACCGUAGCUCUAGGCCUUGCCCGGUCUCGCUCACAGGGCGGUCUAUCGCCAUCUCCCCCACCGCCAUCUGACGCUGCCGCCCGCCUCGACGCUUUGGCUAAGGAGCGCGAUACCCUACGGCAAGAGGUGACUGAACUGAGGAAAAGCUUGGAGAGUAUACAAGAGAAACAUGAAGAGGAGACUAGUAAUUUGCAAAGCGAGCUAGACGAGGCGAAUGAAAGCAAGGAACAUUUUGAGACUCAAUACAGGAAUUUGUUAGGGAGAGUGAACACAAUUAAGAGCUCUCUGGGUGAUCGGUUAAAAGCCGAUGCGGCAAGGCUGGAGGAAGCUCAAACUCGUAUAUCCGAACUUGAAGACCAAAAUCGCGAGCUCCAGGAGAGUAACGACACAUUGACCGAGGAAACCUCCAGGCUCCGGCAAGAAAACGAAUCACAAGCGUCAGAAAUUUCAAGCCUUCGUAACCGAGCAACUUUGUCGCAGCAAAACUGGAUUAAAGAGCGUGACGAUCUAAUCUCACGGGAGGCGUAUGCGAGAGAGGAGUUUGAGAAUGCUAAGCAGGCAAUGCAGGACUGGGAAGUUCUUGCUAUGGAUGAACGCUCGCUCCGGGACAACCUUGGGGAAAGGGUAGUAGAGUUGGAAGAGCAGCUCGCUUCCCUGAAAGAAGCAUACGAAAAGGCUGCCGGUGAGCGAGACACGAAUAGUCAGGCCGUAGAUGGCCUGCAGAGGGCAUUACAACACGAACAUAACGAGCGCAGAGUUGAGCUUCGACGUUUGGUUGAGACUUAUCAAUCGGAGACAGAUGAACUUCGUAAGCAGCUUCAAGCAGCGGAAGAGACUGCAACAUCAUCCAAAGCCACCCUGGAAGCCACGCAAAAGGAACUUGAAAGAGCGUUACCAUUUGAGAAGGAAGUUAAAGAGAAAAACCUCCUUAUCGGAAAACUACGGCACGAAGCCGUGGCGUUGGGCGAGCACCUUACGAAGGCACUUAGGAUUUUGAAGAAGGGGCGACCGGAGGACAACGUCGACAGACAGAUUGUCACAAACUAUAUCCUCCACUUCCUUGCCAUUGAUCGCUCGGACCCAAAGAAAUUUGAAGCUCUACAAUUGAUUGCGGCCUUGCUGGGUUGGACCGAUGAGCAACGUGAACAAGCCGGCCUCGCUCGUCCUGGCGCAUCAAGCAACAGUCUGCGCAUUCCCAUGUCGCCUUUCAGGCGUGUACCGUCGACGCCAUCUCUCAAUAGCACCGACCCUAUGUUAAUGGCGAGCAGCUCCAGUAACAAGGAGUCGCUAGCGGAGCUAUGGUCCGACUUUUUAGAACGCGAGGCCGUCGAAGGCGACCGUUCGCGAAGAGGGAGUCAAGCAACCUCACCUCCGCCAAGAAGCGACACAGGCUCAGGUCUAGGGAUCAGCGAGAAGUGAGGAUGAAGGGGAAGUGUGGGAGCAUGUUCUUGUAUUAUAUAGAUACCUUUUGGCUGCAUAUCUGGCUAUCAUGGCGGGUAAAUGGGUUUCAGCGGAUCGCGGCAUGACGUCCACAAUUCGAAGAGUGGAUCUUGGAGUUCGGCUUCUUUCCCAUGCAUGGCAGUAGUUUGCUUAGAU